AUGGCUUCCUCAAUAUCCCCGGGACUUGGUGAAAGGGAACUUAAGGCUGGCCUACGGUAUAUCCUGUCCACGGGAAAGGGGCCUGCUGGACAGGGACAGGAAGCGGCGUGUCUGCAGGGGUAUGGACACCCCACCGGAAACACCAGGGUAUUCUGUGUGAGCGUGACAGGCGAGGCGGGAGACAAAGACUCAGUUCUCUCCUGGGGAGGCCCUUCUGCGCCUCCGUGGCAGCCACUCCCAGAGGGGCCACGGCCAACCAGGGCCCUCUCCGCCCACGCGAGCCCAAGUCCGCGCCCCGGCGUGGGGGAGCGCAUUCCUCAGCGCCCCCGGGGCGCCGGACCCCGCGGGAGGGGCAGCCCGGGGCGCGGAGGAGGCGGGGGUCAGCCCCGCGCCCGCAGUCCUACACCCGCCCCGCCCUGGCCCGGCCACUCGCCGCCCGGUCCACGCCGCCCCCGCCUUACCAGGGUUUUGGCUACGUUCCCCCUCUGGGUGAUGUUUUUGCUGUGCUUCUCGUUGGCCAUCCGGAUCCGCUGUUUGGCCACCAUGGCUCGGGCGCCAGGAAACGCUCUCGAUUCCCACCUGCAAGGAUGCCCCCCGCGUGAGCCCCCCGACAGGGCCGAGCUCGUCCCGCCCGCCCCGGGCGCUGCAGGUGGCAAGGCGCGGCCCCCAAGCCCCGGGUACCCCUCUCCCCAACCCCCAACGAGCUGGCUCCAGAGAGAGGCCAGAGCCCGGACGGAAGUAAUCUUUCAUCUCAGGAAACCCUCUCCUACUUCCUCGCCAUCCUUCCGGUCCCCCCAGCUACCUAACCAGCGCAGCCCCGAGGCUGGCGCUGCGGCGCGUCCUCUGCGCACCCGGCGGCCGGAGCGCAGCGCGCGGAGCGGCUCCGGUCGGGGGACCCCGGGGGAAUCGGAUCCAGCGGCCGAACGCGGCGAGGCCCAGGGUUCCGGCGGCCGCGGGCUUUGUGCGCUCACAGCGGGCGGGGGCUCCCCGGCCCGGGACCCACCGAGGCCCCGGGGAAAGGGUUGGGACGGCUGCGCUUCGAGCUGGGGUGGAGGCGGCGGCCCGUGGUCCUCAAAACACAAGUUGAACGAGGGAAGACGGGGCUGGGCCCGCGCUUUUGCGGGACCGUGGGAAGGAGCCUCCCCUUCGAGGGUCUGGGGACAGACUUGCGCACGGAAGGGCGCCGCAGGAGCUUUCUGUAGUGCUGCAGGAAGGACCGGAUCUUCCCAGGGAUGGGAAGCGGGUGUGAGGAUGGAGCGGAGAGAGGCCUUCCUGCCUGGGCGGUUACCGGGUUACUCGGAAGACGGACAGCGCCGCAUCUGAGUGAAACGUGGAGGAAAGACUUAGGCUUGCUGCCCAGGCAGAGUUUGGUGGUCACCGCCCGGACGUGGGUAACUUGGGCCACCCGGGGCAACUUGCAUCUCCUCUAGAGAAUUCCAUCCGCCCCCACCCCCUGCCUCAGCCCCCGACCCGAACCCUCCAGGAGCAUCUGGACUGGGGGCUUCCCUGCAGUUCAAGGGUACAAAUGGAACGUUCCUGACUCACAACCGUCGAUACCAGGCCCUACAGAUUGUCUACUGUGGGGACAGGGCAGGGAGAGGGGUCCAGUCCUUCACUUUCCCACGUGCUGGAUGGAUUGGAGGUAGCCCCUAGAAGACCAGAAGAGGGGGAACCUCAGCCCAGAAGUUCUGGGGCUGGGGGGAGUGGUGGGAAGACGAGUUAGACCAGCUUUGGCUCACGCACCCCAGUCCUUCCCUUUGGGGCAUCUGUGACUGGGUUUCCACCGGGUUCUAUGGAGUGAGGUUCCCCUGUGUCCAGGGGAGGUGAAGGAGGGCUCCUUCUCUCUUUGGGGGGCCCUUUGUGCCCUCAUAACUGGCAGGGGCUGCUGGGCUGAGCUCAGCCUCAUGUCCCUCCCCAUUUCUUGUCAAUCAAACGGUAAUAUGGACUGUUUAGGGGCAGCUUUGGGUAACCCAGAAGAAGCAAGAAGUUAUCUAGCACCAUUAGUAAAGUCUGGUCAUUCUUUUUCUACUCUGAAGAAGAGUUGAGUUUCCACACUAGUUUCCAUUGGCUUAACCAUUACCCACCACCACCAUUAUUACAGGACCACAAACCAAGUAGGCCCAACCCUAGUGCUGCACUUUUAAUAACAAUUGAGUUCUUUCUUUUUAAAAGAAUUAAUUUUUUUUGAGUAUAGUUGCCAGGUGAUGCAAAGAGCUGACUUCUCGGAAAAGACCCUGAUGCUGGGAAAGAUUGAAGGCAGG
Molecule: messenger RNA, 2261 nt
Organism: Cervus elaphus (red deer)
Lineage: Eukaryota; Metazoa; Chordata; Mammalia; Artiodactyla; Cervidae
Product: basic proline-rich protein-like
Exons: 3
Coding region: 1-1323 (440 amino acids)
Source: RefSeq, a predicted model, not a curated record